ACAGGGAAUUUAUUGGCAUGUAAAUCAGUGUGAGAAAAUACAUUUUACUUGUAAAAAAAUCCUCUUUCUGAAUCCUCCCAGUCAACAGUUAACGGUUAAACAAAACAGACCUGUUCAAACGCUUGAAAGAAUGUCUUAUUGCCCAGUUAUGCAACUCGUGCUGCCUCCUACUUUCACUGGAGCUCUUCAUGUGAAGAAGACCUGAAAGGUUCUCCUUUGCUUUUGCGUUGGAAGGAAAGUGCAAUGGAUUCGAUGAACGCUGUAAAAGCUGCGAUGAUUCUGGUGUGUACGGCGACCUGUGGAGCCAUGCCCACCUCUUCACCCCGUCAAGAAAGUCUCUCCAAAGCCCAGAACUACCUGUCUCAGUUUUUCUCUGAAGUCGGGGUCGCUUCUCCCUCCUCUGUCAUGCGGAGUUCUCUGGACUCUUUCAAUGACACGUUAAGAAAAAUGCAGGAAUUCUUUGGUCUGGAAGUGACAGGGCAGUUGGACUCUCACAGGAUUACCGACUACACACCAGAUAUGAGCCAAAGGGACGUCGACUCCACCAUAGCCAAAGCCUUCAAGCUGUACAGUGAUAUUAUUCCAUUGGAUUUCCAGCAGUCUGACAGUGAAACAGCUGACAUCAUGAUUAAGUUCAAGUCUGGAGACCAUGGGGACUUUGCUCCAUUUGACCGUCAGAAUGGUGUACUGGCACAUGCGUUUUCUCCUGGAGAGGGCAACGGAGGGGAUGCCCACUUUGACGAGGAUGAAAACUGGACUCUGACCUCAGAAGGAGCCAACCUGUUUUUAGUUGCUGCACAUGAGUUUGGCCAUGCACUAGGGCUGGUUCACUCUCAGGAUGAGAUGGCCCUGAUGUUCCCCACCUACAAAUAUGUGGACACGGACGGAUACACACUGCCAGAUGAUGACAGGGAAGGUGUGCAGGCUCUCUACGGAGUCAGAUCAGAUAUUCUCCCAAAACCACAGCCUGAGCCAACAUCAGGACCUCCUCUGGACAGGUGCAACAGGGACCUGGUGUUUGAUGCAGUGACCACAAUAGGAGGGAAACUUUUCUUUUUUAAAGACGGAUAUUUUUGGAGAAAGGGCGGCCGCUGGGAGGGCAUCACCAGGCAUAAAAUUCAGUCUGUCUGGCCUGGAAUCCGCAAAGUUGACGCAGCUUAUGAGAAUAAGAAGAGGAAUACUGUCAUUUUCUUUGAAGGGAAUCAAUACUGGCAGUUUCGAGGUAAAACCGUCCUGCCUGAUUAUCCCAAACGUCUCAGUGACUUCGGCUUCCCUUCGUCAGUCCCCAAAGUGGAUGCUGCUGUUCAUGUGUCCUCCAUAAGCAGAACUCUUCUCUUUGUAAACAACAAAUACUGGAGCUACAACGAAGGGUGGCGCAGAAUGGACCGUGGCUACCCCAAAUUCAUCCACAGGCAUCUGCCUGGGAUUGGUCACAGAGUGGAUGCUGCUUUUGAGAACAGAGGUCAGCUGUACUUUUCCUCCGGCUCAAGACAAACAGAGUACCACUACCAACGAAGAAGAGCGCUUCACACUCUGAUGAACUACUUGUGGCUGGGUUGCUGAACACCUGUUCUGUAUUUCAUUCAGGAUUUUAAAGGUUGGGACACAUGGCGAAAACUGAUUAUGUUUCCACUCACUAGCAUUUUCUUUGGUUUGUUUGGAGAGAAGACGAGUAAAAACAUCUACAUGUACUUUUCUGUAAAUCUUGCAGUGGACAAAAAUACCAUUACAAUUGUUUUGUUGGGAAGGUUGUUUAGAUAUGGCAACUACCAAUGUAGUAAAAGAAAAUGCAGUUUAAUUUUUUUUUUUCAUGUAAUAAUUACAAUGAAUUUUACAUAAUUUUCCACAAAUAUCAACAACCCAAAGGAGAAAAUGUGUAUAUUGUCUUUGUUUGACAAUAAUACUUAGAACAUAAAAUCAGAAAUAAAAUGAUUGGUGUUAAAAAUGA
Poecilia latipinna (sailfin molly) is the source of this 1948-nucleotide messenger RNA. RefSeq names its product matrix metallopeptidase 30 (gene mmp30). NCBI's taxonomy places the organism in Eukaryota, Metazoa, Chordata, Actinopteri, Cyprinodontiformes, Poeciliidae. The record is from RefSeq and is a predicted model, not a curated record. Gene Ontology annotation, biological process: collagen catabolic process; extracellular matrix organization; proteolysis. Gene Ontology annotation, molecular function: metalloendopeptidase activity; zinc ion binding. Gene Ontology annotation, cellular component: extracellular matrix.